Molecule: messenger RNA, 1770 nt
Organism: Helianthus annuus (common sunflower)
Lineage: Eukaryota; Viridiplantae; Streptophyta; Magnoliopsida; Asterales; Asteraceae
Exons: 1
Coding region: 1-1770 (589 amino acids)
Source: RefSeq, a predicted model, not a curated record
AUGUCGGAUGAAAACAACAAUGAUCUUGCAUUGCAGAUCACCAAUCUCCUCAAAAAUAGUAUCAACAACCAAACUCAACCCCAAAAACAGAGCCUUUCCGACUCUUUAAAAAUCAGCCUCAAACUGAAUAGUCAGAACUAUGCCUUGUGGUCUCGAAUGAUUCGAGUCGCAAUCGGCGGCAAAUCGAAGCAUCUCUUGAGCCAUUUAACGGGAGAUCCGAAACCUCCGGAGCCAAACGACACCCAAUACGAACAAUGGGAACAAGAUGACUUAGUCGUGUUCUCAUGGUUGAUUCAGAAUAUCGAACCCGCCCUAGCCAGUAACCUAACCGAAUUCCCGACAGCCAAAACACUGUGGGAUGCGUUAGUCACAACAUACAGUAGCGGGAAAGACAAACUCCAAACCUUUGAUCUUCACGUAAAAUCGAACGGUAUUAAACAGAAUGGUUCUCCGUUGGAGGAUUUCUGGAUCAUUAUGCAGGGAGUUUGGGGAGAGAUUGAAAGGAGAGACCCGAACCCUAUGACGUGUGCUGCUGACAUAGCCACAUACAACAAACUCCGGUCAGAACAGAAGCUUUUCCAGUUCUUGAACGCCCUUGACCGACAAUAUGACCCGAUAAAGAGGGAGAUUCUCCGGUGGGACCCGCUACCCUCGGCUGAAGGCGCCUACGCCGCCGUUCGGAAAGUAAUGGCACAUCAGGGAAUCUUAGGAACCACUGAUAACUCAUCUUCCCCAAGCGGUGUGGCGGCAGGAUUGAAUACCAACAGGUCAUCUGAACCAGAAAGUCUAGGUUUUUUGACGAAAGGGCGAACGAACCAGAAAAACUCUACUCUUGGAUCAUCAUCCCGGAUUGACAAAACGAAACUUAAAUGCGAUCAUUGUGGCAAAAAUAAACACACCAAGAGCCAGUGCUUUGAACUCGUCGGCUAUCCAGAAUGGUGGAACGACGGUCACAAAAAGGGAAAUAAGGAAGGGGGUAAAGCUGCUGCAACCAUCGGGAAAACGGAGGAGCCUGAACAUAGAGGUGGCGGCGAACAAAGAAGCACUGCCUUUGGAGGCUUCACUUCCACAGAUGAUAUUGCAGAGAACGAGGAAGGAGGUAAAGGGUUUGAGACUUUAUUCUCAGGCCCUUCUAAAAUUGCUUUUAACAAUUCUAGUCACCACUCUAUUGAUUUUAAUAUUUUUGAUUAUGAUAUUUCAAAAAUAGCAAACAACCUAAUGGAAAAAAAUGGGUAUUACGAUACUGGACAAAAGUGGGUAACAAAAACAAAUGUACCUUUUUAUCAAACUAAUGUUUUGGAAAAAAUCAUUAACCAAGAAAAAGGUAGAGGUGGGACCAGAAUAAUUAAUGAAAAAUAUGGGCAAGUAAAUGUAGCCCAAAGUUAUGCAAAACUUAAUCAUUCUUGGAUAUUUGACUGCGGUGCUACCGAUACUAUGACUUUUGAUGUAUCGGAUAUAAUAUCACAAUCUAAACCUAGAGUUAACUACAUUAAAACCGCUAAUGGGGGAAGCGCUCCUGUAAAAGGAGAAGGGACAAUUGAGAUCUCGCCAACUUUAAAGCUCUCAAAUUGUCUUUAUGUUCCUUCUUUGUCACACAAAUUAUUAUCUAUCAGUCACGUCACAAAAGAAUUAAAUUGCACUGUUUUGAUGCACCCUACUUUUUGUAUCCUUCAGGAUAUCAGGACGGGAACGAUAACGUCGGGGAUUAUACUAUGUGAAGGAAGUGACUCAACAUGGGAAUGUGAUGCUUGCACACGGAACUAUGGGUAG